CACUUGACAUUUUACUUUGCAUUGUAGGUCACAAACUAAAAUGGGGUUGUAUAAUUUAGCACUAGUACUAGCUCUUGUAUGUCUCUUGGGCUUAACCCUAGUACAUCUCUCCCAUGCCCAAAGCUCUAUACAAGACUACCUCAGUUCCCAGAAUGCAGCUCGUGCACAGGUGGGAGAUCCACCUCUGACUUGGGAUAACAAAGUAGCAGCAUAUGCACAAAACUAUGCUAAUCAGCGUAUUGGCGAUUGCAAGCUUGUGCACUCCGGUGGACCAUAUGGUGAAAACAUUUCAUGGGGCAGCGGUGACCUAUCAAUCGAAGAUGGUGUGAAUCUGUGGGUGGCUGAGAAGCCCCACUAUGACUACAACUCUAAUUCUUGUAUUGGUGGGGAGUGCGGCCACUAUACUCAGGUGGUUUGGGCCAAAUCACUUCGUCUAGGAUGUGCUAAAGUGCGUUGCACCAAUGGAGGGACAUUCAUUACUUGCAACUAUGAUCCUCCUGGGAACUUCAUUGGUGACCGGCCUUACAUUAAGCAUCCCCCUUCUCCAUCUAUGACCUAA
Molecule: messenger RNA, 559 nt
Organism: Quercus lobata
Lineage: Eukaryota; Viridiplantae; Streptophyta; Magnoliopsida; Fagales; Fagaceae
Product: basic form of pathogenesis-related protein 1-like
Exons: 1
Coding region: 41-559 (172 amino acids)
Cellular component (GO): extracellular region
Source: RefSeq, a predicted model, not a curated record